Messenger RNA from Salvelinus fontinalis (brook trout), 4884 nucleotides. RefSeq names its product cyclin-dependent kinase 5 activator 1-like. Gene Ontology annotation, cellular component: protein kinase 5 complex; cytoplasm. The record is from RefSeq and is a predicted model, not a curated record. NCBI's taxonomy places the organism in Eukaryota, Metazoa, Chordata, Actinopteri, Salmoniformes, Salmonidae. The transcript has 2 exons. Gene Ontology annotation, molecular function: protein kinase binding; cyclin-dependent protein serine/threonine kinase activator activity. Gene Ontology annotation, biological process: positive regulation of cyclin-dependent protein serine/threonine kinase activity; brain development; activation of protein kinase activity. Bases 923 to 1909 code for a protein of 328 amino acids.
UGCUAGGAGGAGUCAGUAAAUUAUUUGAUUAGCCGCCUCGCGCCACUCCGUGCGCUCAGUGGUUUACGGAGACCGAUUUGAAGGGUUGACAAGGAGAAUCGCUUCCCUGGUAUCCUGUCCCUCUUCACCGGGUAGCCUAGAAGCAUAGUAUGCUAUCCCUGUCCCUCCGCUCGUUCCACGUUGAACAGAAUAGCCAGAGACGCAUAGAGAACUGUCUGGAUUUUGAAGGUGAAGGACUUUGUAUUUACAUAAAGUUCUGUAGGCUAUAAAUACUGCGUAUUUGAUCGCGAGGAUGGCUGCGAAGAUGGAAUUAAUCGAAAGGACAGUAAGGUCCGAUAUCAGAGUGAAAGUUUGCACAGCACUCCCUCUGAGAUGGAGACGCGAAUGACAUAAUAAUUUAUUCACUUUUUCUCAUAACGGAACAGCCUUUUGGAUUUAUUGUCUGCAGCUAUUACGCGGCGCCGGACACCUGCACCCGACUUGGCCGAGACUGAUUCUACGCGGCUCUCCGCUCAAUAACAAAUUGCUCAGAAGCGCUUCUUGAACUGAAUCGAUCAUUUCUACUCUUAUCUGAACUGUUGUCAAUGGCAGACUACUUCCACACAGGCAGUUCAUUUGUUGCGCUUUGUUGUGCAGUUCUGUAAAUCACUGAAUGCGACGGAUAGGCGACAGUGGGCAUCCGAUAAUAAAUUGAUACUGGAUGUGUCUUCAUAGGCAUUUGAAUAGUGUCAGCAUCAACUGAAAAGUCACAAAGCUCAACUAAGCUUUAUAAAUGUCUUCCUCAGUCAUCUCUUCAUAUCGCUUCUCCGUCCAAUAUUCACUGCCUGGGUUGUAACAGCUAAAACAGGAGAGAACUGUGCCUCCACCUCGCCCCUGUCAAAAUCCAAAGCCAGUAUAAUAUUCUUUACAGCACUGACUCACAAUGGGCACAGUACUAUCCCUUUCCCCUGCAUUCAGGAAGAACAGCUACUAUGACACGCGGCCUGGCUCACUCAACCACUACCCGAGCCUGAGCAGCCGUUCGCUCAACACUCAGAAAGACCGCACCAGUGGCCUGAAACGGGGACAGUCAAUCUUUCUCCCAGCCCUCACCUGGAAACGCCUGGUCGCCUCCACCAAGAAACGAGGGGGCUCUAAGAAAUGUCCUGGGGGUCCGGGGUCACUUGGAGACCCCCUCAACAACAACAACAUCUACCAGAAGGAUCCGGUGUUGCACCUCAACCGCGAGAAUGUCAAGAAGUCUCUGUCGUGUGCCAACCUCUCAAGCUACGACGGGCCAACGGGACUGGGUCUGGGGAUAGGCUUCGGCCAGGGGCACUACAGCUAUGGCAUGGGCAUGAAGCCCCAGCAGUUGUCCUCUGGCAAGAAGGUGCCCCACCAAGGAACGGCCGCCUCAUCCCCCAAGCGCAUCAUCGUCCAGGCGUCCACCAGUGAACUUCUCCGGUGCCUGGGUGAGUUCCUGUGUGGCCGCUGCUACCGGCUGAAGCAUCUCUCCCCUGCGGACCCGGUGCUGUGGCUGCGGGCGGUGGACCGCUCUCUGCUCCUCCAGGGCUGGCAGGAUCAGGCCUUCGUGACUCCGGCCAACGUGGUGUUUGUCUACAUGCUGUGUCGUGAUGUGGUGGAUGGAGACCUGGUGGCGUCAGAGCACGAGCUUCAGGCCACACUACUCACCUGUCUCUACCUGUCCUAUUCCUACAUGGGCAAUGAGAUAUCCUACCCACUGAAACCUUUCCUGGUGGAGGCUGGCAAGGAGGCCUUCUGGGACCGCUGCCUAGCCAUCAUCGACGCCACCAGCGCCAAGAUGUUGCGCAUCAACGCCGACCCGCAAUUCUUCACCCAGGUGUUCGCUGAGCUGAAGAGUGAAGGGGGCUGCAGCCCACAGGACUACAGCCGCGUGCUGGACCGGUGAGAGGAGGGGUAGUGGGAUACAACCCCCCCAAUCCCCAUCCCCCUGUCCUUUCCCCCCACCUCUCUGCCAGACAUUUCCCACCCGCUCCAGCCACCUACCUCCAAGAAUGUAACACAGGGAUAAGGGACUGCCCCCCCCCCCCCCCCCCCCCCCUGUCUAAUGGUACAUCCCGAGACCCUGCCAUUAACCACCAAUGAGCCAUCCACAUUAAGACAAUGGGGAAACUUGUCCCCCUAAGACUAGAUCAGAAAUUAGCAUGUGUCAUCAAUAGGGUUGAGUGCUUAUGUUGUUAGCACAAGCCCUUUUGUGUUAUGUAAUACUCACCUGAUGUUACUUGAAUGGUGGAACCAUUUGGUCCAUCUGUCCUUCGUGACCCCACUCUCACCUCUUGUGUCUCAGUGAGCUGGGGGAACAGAAACAGAAACAGUCAUCUCAGCUGUUCCCCCCUCCAGUCUCUCCCCACUCUCCUCUCUUCCCUCUCCACUCUCUCUCCCCUCUCUUCCUUCCCCUCUCUUCCCUCCCCUCUAUCUCCUCCCUCCCCUUUCCUCUAUCUCCUCUCUCUCUCCUCUCCUCUCUCCUCUUUCCCCUCUCCUCUCUCCCGUCUCUCCCCUCCCUCCUCCCCUCUCUCUCCUUUCUCCCCUCUCCCCGACACCCUCCCCUCUCUCCUCUCUUAUCCCCUCUCCUCUCUAUCCUCUCCCCCUCUCUCCUUUCUCCUCUCUCCUUUCUCCUCUCUCCUUUGCCCUCUCCCCUAUCCUCUCUCCCCUCUCCUCACUCUCCUCUCUCUUGCCUCCCUCCCAUCUCUCCUCUCCCCUCUCCUCGCUUUCCUCUCUCCACUCUCUCUCCUCCCUUCUCCCACUUCUACCACAGCCAAGACUCCCUGUCUGAAUGUGAUAGCAACAUCCGUUUGCCAUGUCAUCUAGGUCCCAUGUCAUCUAGGUCCCAUGUCAUCUAGGUCCCAUGUCAUCUAGGUCCCAUGUCAUCUAGGUCCCAUGUCAUCUAGGCCCCAUGUCAUCUAGGUCCCAUGUCAUUUAGGUCCCAUGUCAUCUAGGUCCACUUGAUUCUGUCUGUCGUGUGCUUGGUCAUCAGUUAAACAAAACAAACAGUGUUUUGCAAGAUUCUUUUGACAACAGAGGGUCAUCUGCCUGAGGGAAAAGCUAGAACAGCUACCAACCCAUUAAGACCAUUCACUCAGUUUACGUCCCAAAUGGCACCCUAUUUCCUAAAUAAUGCACUACUUUAGACCAGAGUCCUUUGAACCCUGGUCAAAAGUAUUGCACUAUAUAAGGACUAUGGUGCCAUUUAGGACGGAGCGUAAAAAACAUCUGUAGGGUGCAGGGCCGUUUAUGUCUCUCUCUCCAGCUAUCAUUUAAUCUGAGGGUCUCCUGGUGGAAGCAAAAUACGCCCUUAUUUUGCAUGUGUGUGUGUGCUUUCGUGUAUGUGGGUAUGUUAUUGGCAGAUAGCGAGGUUCAUCAGCUGUUUACCCCGUCAGUCCUUUGUUCCCUGGCUGUGCCUGUCAUCAGGGCACCCGGCCGCUGCUGCUGUGGCAUUCAUGAGACUACCCCCCCACCUCCUCCUCCACCUCUCCUCCAUUCUUACUCUGGCCCCAUACCAUCCAUCCACCUCUGUCCCCCUCUAGGCUACUCUACAGGCCUAGAGGUUCAGUCACUGGCUAAUCCAGGCUGGCCUGGAAUUUAAACACACACACACACAUACAUACAUACAUACAUACAUACAUACAUACAUACAUACAUACAUACAUACAUACAUACAUACAUACACUUAAAUACCUAGUCUCCUGAGUCCCCUGAAAAAAUGUAUGAGAGGGAGAGAGGAGGGGUGUAGAUAUGAGUCACACGUGUCCUGUAAAAGGGUGGAGGUAGAUGAAGGUGGUCCUUGGACCCAGUGCAGGGCUGGCCUGGAAUGGCAAGAUGUGUGUAGUUGUGGUUAAAUGCUGCUGUUAUUGUUGUUAGCCUCGCUGUCUCAUUCUAGGGAUUACAUCUGUGUCCCAAAUGGCUCCUUAUUCCGUUUUGUUGUGCACUACUUUUGGCCAGGACCCAUAGGCCUUGUUGUUCUCCUCUUUAAAAAAUGUUUUUAAUGAAACCUUGGAAUUUCUGGUUCACACGUUUUGAUCUAAGUCACAUGUGCUCUAAUGUGUGUUUAUGUCUGUCAGGAAUAGACCACAGAUGUACCUCAGGGCCAGAGGGUGGGAUUUUUUAUGUGUGCAAGCUGUGCUCAUAAAAAUAUAUUUAUCAUGGUUGCCAAGGCAUUAAAAAAUCUGAUUUGAAAUAUGAACAGAGAGCGAGAGAGGCUUUGGAUCCCUUCAUUCCCUUCUGGCCAUGGCAGACUGUUAGCCUGCUAAUGAGCAAAACUACAAUAGGUACAAUAUGAAAAUGAGGUGUGUAGAAUGUAGAAACACACCUAAGGUGAGUCAAGGGAAUUGUCCCAAAUGGCCCAUAGCGCUCAUAAGACCCAUAGGUUUCUGGUCAAAAUUAGUGCACUAUGUAGGGAAUAGGGUGCCAUUUUGGGAUGCAGCAAUACAGUAGGAUCACAAAGAUAGUUACUCCCGGUAUGAGAGGGUGAGGUAGUUCUAUCGCCUGCUAUGCAGACAGGUCUUGCUGCCAAACCAAUUGUAGUUCUGUUGAUGCUAAAGCAACAUAACAGCCUCUCAGUCUCUCUUCACUGAUUCUGGAUGAGAGUGAUAUAGGUUGCAAUGGGUUGCUAUGGGUUUGUUGAACCAAGGCAACUGGUCUACUGUCCUAGACCUAGAAAACAUGUUUCAGGGCCUGGGACUUCGGCGCUCGAUGCUCCACUUCCGCCCAGACGGGUGGUGGGUGGCCCAUUCAGGAACAGUAUGUGGCAGUGCUGUGCUGUGCCACCCUAACCGUCCCCUCCCCCAUACCAGGCAAAAAGCAUUUACACACUUAUGUUAUGUGGGCUGAGCAUACUGUACUGGAAUAACCCCCCCCCCCCCCCCC